Molecule: messenger RNA, 7307 nt
Organism: Dermacentor andersoni
Lineage: Eukaryota; Metazoa; Arthropoda; Arachnida; Ixodida; Ixodidae
Product: magnesium transporter NIPA2-like
Biological process (GO): magnesium ion transport
Cellular component (GO): membrane
Molecular function (GO): magnesium ion transmembrane transporter activity
Source: RefSeq, a predicted model, not a curated record
GUUGCAUGGUUGCAGCGUAGUGACAGAAACAAAGUGGCCAAAGUGGUUCCCAAAGCUCGGUGUGUGUACGUCGGACCGUGUAGUACCAGCUGUGGGAUACCGAUUUGUAUGAGGUAGCACAUUCGUCUGUCUUGACUGUCGGAAACAGCCCGGUUUAACGAUCGGGUUGUCAAAAUUUAUUCGAAUAGAGACUUCGCGUCCUUGGCAUGCCAAAUGACGACUGCAUAUCAGGUGCGCGGUGCUCGGCUAGCAGUAACCGAUUAUCUCUGCAUGGAUCCUUGAUAGGCUAAAAGCACCUUCAAGAUUUAGCCCAUGGACGACGAUCCCGCUAUGUCGACGACGUCUAACGACUUUGACCUAAACGACGCACUGGCCAAGAGCCAUUUCUACACUGGCCUUAUAUUGGCAAUCAGCUCAAGCAUCUUUAUCGGCACCAGCUUCAUUGUAAAGAAGAAAGGUCUCUUACGCAUCAACAGCAAGGGCCAGACGAGAGCAGGAGCUGGGGGCUAUGGUUACCUCAAGGAAUGGGUGUGGUGGGCCGGGCUCAUCCUCAUGGCUGUUGGAGAAGCUGCAAACUUUGCAGCUUAUGCUUUCGCACCAGCAUCGCUUGUCACACCACUGGGUGCCCUCAGUGUCUUAGUCAGUGCCAUCCUGUCUUCCAAGUUCCUCAACGAACGACUGAACCUCAUUGGGAAAGUUGCGUGCCUUCUCUGUGUGCUUGGCUCUACAGUGAUCGUACUGCACAGCCCCAAAGAGGGCAACGUUGAGAGCAUGGAAAUGCUCGGCACCAUGAUUGUCGAACCUGCAUUCAUAGUGUAUGUGAUCUUUGUGGUGACGGCGGCCAGCAUCCUGAUGGUGAUCUAUGCGCCAAAGUACGGCACCUCCAACGUGGUGAUCUACGUGGCCAUCUGCUCGGUCAUCGGCUCCCUCUCAGUCAUGGGUUGCAAAGGCCUGGGCCUGGCGCUACGCGAGACGUUUGCCGGCCACAAUGAAUUCACCUCCUGGGUCACUUGGGUCUGCCUCGUCGGCGUCGUAAUCUGCAUCUCGGUCCAGAUGAACUAUCUCAACAAGGCACUAGAUGUCUUCAAUACCUCCGUUGUCACUCCCAUCUACUAUGUAUUCUUUACAACGUUUGUGCUAAUUGCAUCGGCAAUCUUGUUCAAGGAAUGGGGAAACAUGAGCGGCGAAGAUGUGCUUGGCAGCCUCACAGGCUUCAUGACAGUGGUGUGUGCCAUAUUCCUGCUGAAUGCCUUCAAGGACUGGGACGUGUCCCUCUCCAGCCUCCAGGGUCUGCUCCAAAGCACGCGCGAACAGCAGCAGCAGCGUGGCAUGGGCGACGGCACUCUGCCGGACCUGACCACCGCUCUGCUAGACUCGCCGCCGGGCUCGUCACACCGGUCGUCGGCCCUAGUCUCUACCCAAGUUGUCCGUAUGAAGAGCCAACACUCCAUAGUAAGGAAGCUGUUUUCCUUCCAUCAUAGCUUUUUUUUUUUCUCUCAAGAAUUGCAGAUGAGCCUAUUGGAGUUGGUUUGUUGAGCUGGAUUGGUUAAUGCAUCAUGUAUACAAGUGGUCAAUUGUUAAUUGUGCACUUUUGCUGACGUUGCUUUCUUAAACAUCUUUAUUUCUCUCUAUGUGGCUGCACUGUAGGUACAAAAUAGCAGUUUCCUAACCAAGUUUAUGUUUGUUGGCCGAUAUUUAUGAUUCAUUGCAUGUGAUGUAUGCAAUGCAUGUUACAGUAUGUUAUCGAGUAGCAGACAUUGGUAACAGACAUUUUGCAUUGUUCAGACUGAAUAAUUAUUUGGCCAGUCUUUGAAGACUUUCAUGAUGUAAAACAUAGCUAAGUCCUUCCAGUAACCAGUUCAAUACAUUGUACGUUUUUGCCUGUUUGUUUGGCACUGUGGAUGCCAAAUGAACUAGGCUCACUAGAGUGAGCAUAUAAGUUUCGGGGAGGCUUUAGUAAGUUUUCAGCCAUCAGUCCACAAUGUCCCGAUGUUGACACAGAACUUUGUCUGAAGUUGUGCUAGGACUACCACUCUGUAGUGUAUGUUGUGUCAAGUGGGAGAGCCCAGUGUAAAUACCUCCUCCAACUAAACCGCUAGAUUGUCUGUGCUCAAACUUUGCAUCGAUGCGAGUUUUUAUGGUGGCUUCCAUUUAUGAGUCUCUAGUGCCCAUCAUCUGCUGCAUUGCCUACUGAAAAAGCUAAGUUUCUGAGUGAAAGAAACAGUAUUGCCAUCUGUCCUAAGGGGGUGAAAUGCCUACCGUGGAGCCAAAGAAAUGCGAAGCUACUUUACGCUCCUGGUGACAGAUUGCACCAAUUCUUGUUUUAUUAAAAGAAAAUUCUUUUAUCCAACACCGCAGCAGACAGUGUACGUAAACUGCAUCCAAGCAUGGUAAUAAGCAAAACCGUGAAUUAAUUUAGCUAUUGAUCAGCCAGCUGUUUAACUGGAAAUGUCGGUUGUUUCCUUAUUGAUGCAGUCUUACAGCAGAAUCUUUUUCAUAUGUUUUGAAAUGUAUAUAGCACUUGUAUAAUGAAGAGGUAUUGUGUGGGAAAUCCUAUGAUCCAAUUUAAUAUCAGUGUUCUUCGUUGGAUGAUAACGUGAUUCAGGAAUAUAUCAGCAAGGCUCAACUAAGUCAGUUAUGUUAAUGCCAACUGUGUCUUGCAAGUACCUAAAGAAUACUUACAAUUUCUUUUUUCCCGUGGUAUUCCAUUAAUUUGUUUAGGUCGCUAGGUACAGUGGAACCCCGAUUAUACGACUAUCUCGGGACUGCGAAAAAGCGUCGUAAAAUGUGGGCGUCGUAAAAUCUGAACAUAAGUUAGGCCUAUAAAAAUACUACUUAUUUCGCGCAACAGAUUUAUGAGAAACUUCAAUAUAAACUGAUAACAUACACUGCAGAGCUUGGAAACCCAAAUUACCGAAAAAGUUAAUGCGAUAAGAAUUAAUGCUGCAGUACAGGUACCAAUCACGCUUUAUUCAAACGAACCUUUACGGCACUCCGCUGCCAACUGCCACGAUUCCCACCAGCCGGCGCUAACUUUUAAAAAAGUCUGUAAGUAUCUUUUAGACCUAGUUUGAUCUGUGAACCAAGAGCUUUCGCUCCAGUUGGGCAACGUCCAAAAGGAGGUCCUCUGCGGUGUCACGUGAACGGAUGAAGUUCCGGAUGCCGUCUGUGUGCCGUAGCACCUUGGCAAACGUGGUAGGCACAGGCACGGCAUCUGUGGCGCCGUCGUUGUCCUCGUCCGAUGUCGCAGCGAUGUCGGCACUAGGCAAAGCCUCCUCGAUGGCGUCAUCCAGCGACACCUUGCCGCAGAUCGCAGCGUUGUUGUCGGCCUCCACAUACUCAGCGAAGGUCAUGGUGAGGUUUAAACCCUCAAAAUCUUCAUCGGCGAAGCCUGCAUUGGCCUCGAGCAGCAUCGAAGGUGUUGCAUUCCCAACCAAGGAGGCAGUCUCUCUCUUAAAGCCACAGUGCUUGAAUGAGUUUGCGAUUGUGCUUCGCGACACUGCGUUCCACGAACUGGCAAUAAAAUGCAUGGCGUCAAGCACAGUGAUCUUUUUUUCCGACACGCUGCGCUCCGUAGCCGCCAGCUGACGCUGCACUAACCGCUUCCGGUGGCCUUGCUUGACGCACUUAAUGAUGCCGGCAUCCAGCGGCUGCAGCCGGCUUGUGCAGUUGGGCGGAAAAAAAAAAACAACCUUUAUGUUCCUCAGGCUGGACGUAUUGGGUGGGUGGCAUGGUGCGUUGUGCACAAAAAGCAAUAUUUUCCUCGCCUUAGCACAAGUUUUGUUAUCCAUCUGCUGCAAAAAUUGCUGAAGAGCGAAGUCAUCCACGCCUUUUUGUUGAAGUAGCUGCACGGCAGCGUCUUCAAGUUCUUAAAGCACCGUGGCUUUGCAAGCUUUCCAACAACGAGCACGGGCAGCCUCUAGGAACCGUCCUCAUUCGCACAGAAUAGUGCCGUCACACGCUCUCUACUACGCUUGCCACCAUGACAGCUGUCACCCUUACACGCAAGGGUUUGCUCGGGCUGCAUAUGGUAAAAAAUACCGCUCUCGUCGGCGUUGGAAACGUCGCAAAGCUUGUAUGCAGCAAUCAUCUCCGGCAGUGAUUCCAUCCUCUCGUUCACCGUCGAAACGUCCAUGGGAGUGCUUUCUCUGCAGGAGCGGCUGUACACAAUCGUGUUUCGUUUUUUAAACUGAUCCAGCCACCCGUUCGAUGCCUGAAAGUCGUCGAUGCCCGUAUGCAAUGCCACAAGGUCUGCCUUUUCAUUUAGAAUGGUGCCAUCAACGUUGAUCGCGGAGCUCCGUGCUUGACGCAGCCACUUGACGAGAACAUUUUCUAACUUCUCAUGCUGUCCUUUUGCCGCUUUCCGCUUGAGCCCGAGCUUGUUGGCAUUCUGCAAUAUCACCACUUUGUUUGCCAGGAUCGUCUUAAGUGAAGAUUCGGGUAUUUUAAGGUCCCGGGCAAUACUGGCCUUCGUGGCUCCACGCCACUUUUCCGCUUCCUCGAUUCAGCUUAUCGCUGAGCGACAGAACUGUCUGCUUUCGGGACAUCGUGCAUCACGUUGCUCCACACAACUCAAGACCUCCGCUGAACGCUGGUCGCUAGGAUUACGACGAAGAACACGUGCGAUAAACCUAGGCCUCUCUGCGCUACCUUGUCGACGAUCUGCUGCUGGGAAACUGGAAGGAGAGAAACACUUCCCCGACGCGACGAGAGGGGACGCUGCCGAGAAGAGAGGGAGAAAGUGAUCGUGGAGAAGGCGCUAUUUCAGCACAGCGGGCGUUGCAGGCAGCUGCGGGUAGGGGGGAGAGAGAAACACUUCCCCAAUGCGACUAGAGGCGACGCCACCAAGAAGAGAGGGAGAAAGUGACUGUGGAGAAGAAAAGGCGCUAUUUCAGCACAGCGAAUGUCGGGUGCUCUGCAUGCGGAGAGACAGAGCGAGGAAAGAUACCUGCGGCACUUUUCUUUCGUCCACCGUUCCAUCCCGCGCUUCGCAUGGGUCGUCGUAUAAUGCGGGUGAGGCGUAAAAUUGCGUCAGGUAAUCGGGGUUUUUAAUGCAUUGCUUCUAUGGGGACUUUGCCGGGACUGCACUAAUCUGUCGUAAAACCCGGUUCGUCGCAAAAUCAGGGGACAUAUAACCGGGGUUCCACUGUACAGUUUCGUUUGCUUGAUGUCUUUCAUGUGCAGGAAGCCACAGUUUGUAUUUCAUAUUUUCUAGUGUACUGCCCUCCUUUGAAUGUUUUCUGUGAUGACAUAUUUUUAUGCAGUUAGGCAAGAGUUGGUGCUUUAGUUAAAUAUGGCUGAAUAGUGUCGCUAUUUGCCUUCAUGAGGUCUUUACUUGAUUUCUAGAAUGUUUUAAUGUGACCCUUAUGUGUAUUCAAGGUCAUCUUUUAAAUGAGCAACUUCUGUAGAUAUGUUUCUUGCCGUGCAGGCCAUGGUACACAUGCCAGACGAGAGGGUGCAGAAAUAUAGCUGUAAAAUAGAGGUUAUACUAAUAGUUAUAUUUUCUUGACUACUUACAAAAGCCCAAAUUUCUGUGCAUCUUUGUAGGCUGAUUGCAAGGUGUUUUUAAGAGCACGUUUGAGUGCCUACUACUGUGCAGCAUUCGAUUGCAGUGUACUGUACAGUAAGGUUCAUUCCUAAGUGGAACACCCUAGAAACAUAAAGACUUGUGCACGUUCAAUGUUGCUAUAACUUCAGAAAAGUAGAUAAGAUCAGGUAUAAGGCAUACAGGCGUAAGGCUUGUGCAUAAAGACAGUUUCCAGGGUCAUGUCAUACCUGAACCGCAAUCAGUAGCAGAAUACUCAGUGUUCUGAUUCGGAAUGUGCCAUACUGUACAAAUGCGUGCCGAACUGCAUUGUCUUUUUCAUUCAUUUGUAUAGUUUUGCGCAUGUGUAAGGGGAGUCAUAUGACCUUGGUUUUUCACCCCCUAAAUGUCAAUUUCAGUUUAUUUAGUGCACUAUCUUUUAAGAGGUUACACAUUGUGUCACCAUGAAAAGUUGGGAAUGUAGAGUAUUCAGGAUGACUGCAGCGAUGUGUCUGCACCUCGAUGCCGCUUUGUGUUAGCCUCAUCUAUUUUGAUCACACUGGAACUUCUUGGUCAUGUUUCUCUGUACCAGCCACACAGGAAGACUUUACAGGAGCACUGACUUGCCUACUGCGCAAUGCAUUCGAUGAGAGCAGGAAACAUCUCAAUAACAAUGCGUGCCUGGUUACGCUCCUUGCUAGUUAUCUGCAACAGUUGGCCUACUUCAGCUCUUGCCAGUGUUGCCAACACGCUAUAACAGGGUACAGAAAGUGUUGCAUGGCUGAUGCUAGACGCCUGUGCCAAAUGUCAACACCACUGUGUCGAUGCCCUACGAGUGCUUAUCUGCACCUCCUUAAAGCAAUUGGCUUACUUCUGCACUUGAAGAUAUGCCAUUGUUGCAAACCUUCCCAUCAUUGUAAGAGGAUUCAAGUGCCAUGUUGCAGCGACUGAUUUUUCAUGCCACUGGCAAAUGUCAACACCACUCAUAUGUUGCAUGCUUGAAACAUUCCUUGUUAGUUAGUAGAAAUUGGCUCUUUUGGCCGGCAGUUCACCUCUUUUCACACUUGAAGGUGUUACCAACAUUACCAGCAUUGUAGGAGGGUACAGGGUGAGUCAGCACUCCUGUUGAUCUUGCUGUGUGGCACUGGUCUCCAUGAGUAAGUGCUCCACUAAGUCAAACUCCCCAAAGACAUCCAGACACAGAAACACACUGUUUUGUCCAAGUGUGUUACAUGUUGGGUGAAUGGGUAUCGAAGUGACAAUGUAGAGGUGUGAAAUGUUUGUAUAAAUAUUGUAAUGGGUCGUAGUUCUUAAGAUAUUCUUUCUUCUCUCUUUUCUGGGUGCAAGGUGCUUGUAACGAGAGUGGAAUGUAGCAUAAGCAUUGUACACAGAGAACAUAAAUAUAAUUUUGGCAUGAUUUCAGCUUGAGGUUGGUCAUUUCUGAUGCCCAUAAAUAGCUAGUAUCAAACCACAGCAGCAACAAAAUUGCAUAUCAUGUAACUGUAGCUGCCUAUCAUACAAUUGGUCAUGCGACUUCGCUGUCAUGGCAGCUGCCCAGCCAGCCGAAAUUCCCACUCAUUGCAUAACUGUGUAGCCUUUGCAAACAGGUUUCAUUUCUUUUGGAAUUCCUAAAGUAUGCUUCAGGGGUGUCUUGAAGUUAUUCACAUUCGGAGAGUUCAUUUUUUUGUGCACGAAGGUACGGAACUUAAAGCUGUCUUUCUUCAGUGUGCUUCAGUGAACCGUAAUGCUUGUCUUUAUUAAAGCCUUUUGGUUGUGUUUACAA